Cylindrotheca closterium is the source of this 1542-nucleotide messenger RNA. NCBI's taxonomy places the organism in Eukaryota, Bacillariophyta, Bacillariophyceae, Bacillariales, Bacillariaceae. The record is from the annotation of a GenBank genome assembly.
AUGACGGCAAGUCUUCUCCAAACUCUUGCAACAAGUAGCAUAAAGCCGAACACCGCUCAUGUCACCCUGCUGUCCUUAGCUGCAACAGCGGUUACCAUUUAUACAGUUUCGUCUGUGUUAGCAUUUCAAAAGAGAAGAAAACUUCCAGAUGGUGUGCGUCUUCCUCCUCAUUUGACAUCUUACGUCCCGUACAUUGGUGUUGGUUUGCAAUUUGUCAGCAGGUUAAUCGUGGAUUUCAUAUAUGAUACUGCCAAAAAGUUGGAUGCUCCAGUCUUUACUGCGACUGUCAACGGGACGACAUGUGUAUUCAUCGAAGAUCCGGAUUUGGUAUUUACCCCAUUCAAAGAUUCGAUUCAAGAAAUUGAUUCUUCGUCCUUGCGACGGCAAGCCUUGGUGACUCUUUGUGGGAUAGAUCCAGUUACUGCGGAAGAAAUUACAAAUGACGAGGAAGUACAAAAGGUUGUGUUUGCAGAUUUCCACAAACUCAAGGCGGAUCAACUGUACAAGAACAUGGAGGCUGUGCAAAGAGUCAUUGGAGGCAGACUUGAAGCCAUGGGUCUAUCAGAGACUGAUGGCGAGUGGAAAUCUGUCCGUAUGUUUGAGUUUGUAAGAGAGUUUAUCUUUUUCGCCUCUGUUGGGCCCGUUAUCAGCAAUGGGCUAAUGACACAAGACCAAAUCAUUGAAACGUAUGCCAAGUUCGAAGAAGGCGUUCCAAGCCUCUAUGCCGAAGCCCCAUCCUUUAUUACGAAAGAGAAUACCGAUGCUCGUGAGCGACUGGUUCAGAUGCUUAUGACGCCUAAAGUUGACGAGGGUUUAUCCGAGUUUAUGAAAGCAAGGAAGCCUAUAUAUGGCCACAUUCCUGAGGUACUUGCUCGAAUGAACGUUGGACUCAUCGUCGCCACUGUGUCGAACUCCGUUCCGGCUGUCUUUUGGGUACUUUGUCAGUUGCUGAAAACUCCGAAAGCAUUCGAGGCAUGCGCCAAGGAAGUCAAGCAUGUGGCCGAUAAGAAAGCAAAUAAGGAGGAUCCAUUCACCUUGGAAGAGCUUGAUAAAAUGCCACUCUUGGAAUCUUGCUUCAAGGAGUGCCUACGAAUGUACCAAUCCGCCUUCAUCGUUCGCAGUGUCACAGGAGACUUCGUCCUCAAUCCCAAGGAAAGUAGUGGUCCCAAAUACUUGAUUGAAAAAGGAACCCGUAUCAUGGCAUACUCUGCUACAGCACACAUGCACCCUUCUAUUUUUGAGAAUCCCGAAACCUUUCAAUAUGACCGAUUUCUCGAUCCUACCAAGAAAGCGUUGAACGGUAAACGCUUAUUAAGUUAUUUUCGUCCAUUUGGGGGUGGUAUGCACUUGUGUCCUGGGCGCAAAUUCAUUUCCUACGAGUCUCGAGUCUUCUUGGCCAUGUUGCUUCUGAAACUGGACAUGAAACUGGAAGAUCCAAGCGAGCCAAUACCAACUAUUGCUUUGCAUCAUCAGGGCUUCUCAGUCGCUCACCCAAACCAGGACCCAAAGCUCUUGGUGAAGGUCAAGGAGUCAAAAGCAUGA